AUGAUCGCAUCGCCCACCUCGUCACCGUCAUCCAUGCCUUGCUCUUCUUCACCAGACUCUCACACAAUCUCCUACUCCUCACAAAACAACACCACCGACAACAUGGUCCGCUCAUCAUCAGCCGAGCCCGCAAAGAGCUCUAAGCGAAAGGGCACACGAAGCGUCUCUACCCUCACACCUUCACAACUCGCGCGCAAGAGAGCCAACGACCGAGAGGCUCAAAGAGCUAUCCGGGCGCGAACCAAGGAGCACAUUGACCGCCUGGAGCGCGAGCUGGAGGACCUCAAGAGCAAGCAGAGCCGUGAUCAGACAGUCCAGGAGCUUCUGCGACGGAACCAGGCGCUCGAGGAGGAGCUCAUGCGACUCAAGGAGAACAUGGGCGUCUCAAUGACCUCGUCGCCUUACUCUGCACCUGGUACGGCUCUCUCAGUCUCCAUCCCGACGUCCUCGUCACCGCACAACAGCAUUCUGACCAGCCCCUCAGUAUACGAUGAUAACCUCAGCACAGGCAGCGGUGCCAUCCCCAGCCCUCGCGGCUCCCCCUUCCCUUCUGGCGACUACAGCCCCAUCCCCGACUAUGGACAGCAAUAUGUCCCCCUCCCUAACAACUGCGAGUCAUGGGCCAGCACAGUCCCCUGCCCCGUCCCCUCCAACGUCUCAAGCCCUUCCUCAUCUGCCGACGACUACAGCGCCGGCUACAUUCCCACAAGCGUGCCUACUUCGCUGAUGCCCUCAAACAACACAAGCUCCUCCAGCAUCAGCGUGGGCCACGCUCACAAGGAUGUGAUCAAGAUGGAGUAUGAAGAUGUUGACUCUCACGUGUCUAGACGCCGGAUUCCGUCUCAGCAACCCCUCGCUUCAUCCCGUGUCCCAUACUUACAUGGCUCAACAGCAGCAGCCCGCUUGGAACAUGUAUCCCGUCUACUACCCCCAGGCUCAGUCCUCGGUCCAUUGAAGGGCCAAAUCCAACCGGGCUCAUCCUGGCCGGGAUCUGGGCCCGUUCUCACCACUCCGCCGGCCUGUCGCUUCGAUGAGCUCUUAGUCGGCUUCCUCCAGGACUGCCGUCGCAUGAUCACCACAGAGUCUCUAGCUCACACUCUGGGUCCUCCUCAGAUAGACGUGCGCUCACUGUUUCGCGGCCAUGAUAGCCACGGUCAGAUCGCCUGCUCACCUCAUCCCAUCACCGACCUCAUCCGCAGCCUCAUCGACACAGCAGGAAUGGCACGACUGACUGAGCGCAUCGCCAUCUUUGCGCCUCUGCAAACCAUGAUCUGUUGGCUUGCGCAACCUACUCCAGAGAGACGCGUGCGACUGUGCGAAGACUACGUGCCGCGAGAGCGCCAACUGACAACUCCGCACCCUCAAUGGCUCGAUCUGCUCCUUUGGAGCAGUCUGCGCGAGGCCGCCAUCGAGCGGCAGGACCUCUACGCUACAGACGAGUUUCAAAGGGUCUACUUCGACGCGCUGCGGCUUGUCAAUUGGCCUUAUCAGCCGCUAGACGGCCUAGUCACAGAUCCGCAGACGGGCCACGUUGGGCUCACGGAUGCCCUCAUGGCCCAUGCCAUGAACGGUUCCAACUGGCGUCUGGCUGAGACCUUUGCCCAAAGAUACCCCGAGCUUUGCGGGCUAGUGGCUCUAGAGUAG
Fusarium subglutinans is the source of this 1644-nucleotide messenger RNA. RefSeq lists its product as uncharacterized. The transcript has 3 exons. Gene Ontology annotation, biological process: regulation of DNA-templated transcription. The record is from RefSeq and is a predicted model, not a curated record. Lineage: Eukaryota; Fungi; Ascomycota; Sordariomycetes; Hypocreales; Nectriaceae. Gene Ontology annotation, molecular function: DNA-binding transcription factor activity. Bases 1 to 1644 code for a protein of 547 amino acids.